AUGGCACGCCCUAAUUUUGAUGCUCUCAGAGACUCACAUAACUCGGCCAAUGAUUUGCUCCAUUCGCCACUAACCAAGCAAUCUCUUGUCCACAAUCAACAAGAAAAUUGGGUUCAUCAAGUUUCAGAAGCAUCACUGAGAAUGUUGGAAGUGUGUAGCAACACCAAAGAUGUCCUUCUGUUUGUCAAAGAUCACCUUCAAGACCUUCAGUCUACAUUUCGUAGGAUAAGCAUAGGCAAGACAGCCGUAGAAGGUAAAUUUGCAGCUUACCAUCACCACAGGAAGAGGUUGAAGAAAGAAAUGUUGAAGCACUUGCACUCAAUCAACGGAAUGAAGAACAAAUACACUACCUCAGACCUCUUUCCUAAAGAAUGCAAUCUUACUGUGGUCGUUCACGUGCUAAAAGAAGUGAGGAUGACUGCUAUGUCUAUCAUUGAGACACUGAUGUCACUCAUGUCCAUGCCCAGCUCUAACAGAAAAUCAAAUAAAAGAUCCUUUGCACCAAAAUUCACGUGCGUAAACAGCCUGAGUUCCUGGGAAAAAAGUGACUCCACGGCACUCCAAAUUGCAAAUAAAAGAUUGGAGGCCGUAGAGAUUGCCAUUGAAGAAUUUGAAGUUGAGUUAGAGUGCAUAUUCAGACGCUUAAUCCAAACAAGAGUUUCACUCCUUAACAUCCUCACCAGCUAG
Molecule: messenger RNA, 687 nt
Organism: Ilex paraguariensis (yerba mate)
Lineage: Eukaryota; Viridiplantae; Streptophyta; Magnoliopsida; Aquifoliales; Aquifoliaceae
Source: the annotation of a GenBank genome assembly